This is a messenger RNA of Eucalyptus grandis, 3135 nucleotides long. Its product is annotated as pentatricopeptide repeat-containing protein DOT4, chloroplastic. Bases 163 to 2157 code for a protein of 664 amino acids. Gene Ontology annotation, biological process: RNA modification. The transcript is spliced from 2 exons. Gene Ontology annotation, molecular function: RNA binding; protein binding; zinc ion binding. The record is from RefSeq and is a predicted model, not a curated record. NCBI's taxonomy places the organism in Eukaryota, Viridiplantae, Streptophyta, Magnoliopsida, Myrtales, Myrtaceae.
CAAAAAAUCAUGGUCAUCUCAAGCACUCCCCAACGGUGCCGACGCCGGACGGCCGUUUAGACUCUCUAUCAUCAGUUUUCCAACUACCCUUCGAUGUUUCCAAGACAAUCCGUUCGUAGUAAAUAAUUACAAGGCCAGGGAACGAACGCCGACGAAGCUUCAAUGGAAGUCCUUUCAUCGACCCACAGGCAGGCUCUGUUCUUCGCCGGGACUCCGCAGUCGCAGAGCUAUGCCCUCCACGGAAAUGCACGUAAAGUCCAAAGCUUUGCGGCCGGGGCAGUUAAAAGCGGAGGCGCUGUGCUUACCCAUAAGGCGUUCGACGAAAUGCCCCUUUCGAGUACUUUCGCUUGGAACAACCUCAUCCAGGCCUCCGUCGCCGGCGGAGACAUAGGUCACGCGAUUCUCGUUUAUCAGCAGAUGAUGAGUCGGGGCGUUUGUCCCGACAAGCACACUCUGCCCCGCGUUCUGACCGCUUCUCGUCUCUCGGGUGACUUACUGUUUGGCAAACAGGUUCAUGGGCAUGCCUUGAAGCUCGGGUUAUAUGGCGACCGCUAUGUCGGUACUGCUUUGAUUGAAAUGUACGGCUGGCUCGAUAGCAUUGGUGCUGCGAGAUCAUUGUUUGAUAAGUUCACUUGUAAGGACUCGGUUUCGUGGACUGUGCUGGCUCGGUUGUACUUGACAGAAAACAAGCCGCAGUUGGCUCUCGACCUGUUUGGUGAGAUGGUGAACUCAGGGGUCACAAUCGACUCGGUUGCACUAGCAACUGUCAUUGGCGCUUGCGGUCGAGUGAAGUCGCUUCAUGAAGGAAGAAAGCUUCAGGAGAUUGCUAGAAGAUGUGGACUGGAAUCUGAUGUUUUGGUUGGAAACUCACUCUUACAAAUGUACAUUGAUUGUGGGAGCAUCGAUGAUGCUAGGGGACUAUUUGAUCAAAUGCCUAAUAGAGAUGUUAUUUCAUGGACAACCAUUAUCCAUGGUUACGUGAAGCAGGGAGGAUUCAAUGAGAGCCUGAAAUUAUUCCAGCAAAUGAAUAAAGAUGGAAUGAAACCGGAUGCAAUUUUGAUUUCUGCUUUAUUACCAGCUUGUGCAAGGAUGACGGCAUGUAAGCAUGGGAAGGAGAUUCAUGGGCACUUGCUCAGAAGUGGUAUGAAACUCAAUCUUACUGUUCAGAAUGCUAUCAUGGACAUGUACAUGAAAGCCAGCUGUCUUGAGUAUGCCUAUAAAAUUUUUAAAGAAAUUCAUAGUAAAGACGUCAUUUCAUGGACUGUGAUGAUUUUAGGCUAUAGCCUACACGGAGAAGGAAAGCUAGCUCUUAGUUUGUUCCAUAAAAUGAAGGAAGACGCAGGCAUACAAAUUGACGAAUUAGCAUAUGGUGCAGUCCUCCAUGCUUGUGUCACUGCUUGUGCUGUCGAGGAGGGGAAGUUUUACUUCAACUGCAUUAGGAAUCGUAAUAUCACACACUACACUUUAAUGGUUUCUCUUCUAGCUCAUGCUGGACUCUUUGAUGAGGCAAGUGCCUUCAUUGAGGAAUCGCAGAUUGAACGGCAUGUAGAAGUUCUGAGAGCACUGCUUGACGGGUGCAGGAUUCACCAUGAAGUAAAACUAGGCAAACGCAUUAUUGAACAGCUCUGUGAAUUGGAACCUCUAAAUGCUGAUAACUACGUGCUUCAGUCAAACUGGUUUGCGCACCAAGAAAAAUGGGACAUGGUUGAUAAUAGUAAAGAAAUGAUGAAUGACAUGGGUUUGAAACCUCAAAAGGCUUAUAGUUGGAUAGAACAUCGAAACAAAGUCCAUGUAUUCGGUACUGGGGAUGUCUCUCACCCAAGGUCUGAGAAAAUAUACUGGCAACUGGAGCAACUAAAGGAGAGGAUGCAAAAGGAAGGGCUGCUGCCUGAUUUAGAUUUCAGCCUCCAUGAUGUGGAUGAAGAGCGAGAGUGUAGUCCCAUGGCACAUAGUGAAAUGCUGGCUGUCUCAUUUGGUCUGAUUAGCAAACAAGUUGGGACGGCUAUUCGUGUGACAAAGAACCACCGAGUUUGUGUCGGCUGCCAUGAUGCUUUGAAAGCAAUCUCCAAACUUGAACAGCGAGAAGUUAUAGUGAAAGAUCUGCGUCGGUUUUACCAUUUUAGGGAUGGGCUGUGCUCGUGUUGUGAUCUCCAGUAGAGAACAUUUUUGCAUUCACAAGGUGCUGACAAGAAGAGGAACAGUUUGCAAACAACGAGAGUCCAUUCCACAGAUUCAAAGGGGCAAAGAAAUAUAUCAUGUUUGGGGAAAAUGCUUUGUAGUCCAGAAAGUUAAGCUUCUGGCCAACUUUGUAGAAGUGAGAAAAACCCUUGAAAUUGGAACCUUUCUUUUUUCUUCUGUUAUGUUUUCAGGACAGCAAGCUGAGAUGAAUUCCAAGCACAACAGUCUUAAUUGCACUUUCGGCUUCUAUUUCUAGUAUGUUUUCUGAGGCAUGCUUGUUACAAGAUCAGGACAGUCGAAUAAAUGACGCUCUCGGCCAGCAGCUGGUGUCUAAUGCAUCCAUGAAGAUGUUCGAGUGAUACCUUAUUGACUUCAUCAAGGAGCUGGUUGCAGUAUCAUCGACGAGCUUUAUUAUGUAUGCCAUGAACUAAAACUUGGUUAAUUAUCUUCAUUUGAAGGAGGCAGAGAGAGGACGACAUGUGCAGUGCGGAAGUAGGGAAAGCUGAUUGUCCACGGAAGAAACGUCAAAGCGGGUGUAUUCAAGCUUUGAUGGUCUUCUACCGAACAGCGUACUCAUUCCAGAUCAUCUAAACUAAGACGCAGCCCAUGGACCACGAUUCUGGAUGCAGUCUCCCGGAACAUUAACGAGCAGCAGCAUGAAGCGAUAUCGACCAGCCAGAAGAACGAUGAAAUGGCGGCACCACGGGAUUAGGACAGGAAGGACAACCAAUGCUGUCUCGAAACCAAUCCCGACGAGUCACGCUAUUAUGAAUUCGAGCCUGUCUCGAUUGUCACGACAGCGCACAUGAGAACCUAAACAAGUUGAGUCGGCUUUUUUCUCGUAUGCUGUUUCCAAACGGUUGUACUUUUCCCGCAUAUUUGAGAUUAUCUACAUGUCAAAAUCUUAGAACAAUUGUAUUUAAAGAUUAAUAAAAUGGGUUAGUAGUCCUUACCUGA